Rhopalosiphum padi (bird cherry-oat aphid) is the source of this 3210-nucleotide messenger RNA. It is a transcript of the gene CDase, whose product is annotated as neutral ceramidase. Bases 194 to 2275 code for a protein of 693 amino acids. Gene Ontology annotation, molecular function: N-acylsphingosine amidohydrolase activity. The record is from RefSeq and is a predicted model, not a curated record. Gene Ontology annotation, biological process: ceramide catabolic process; sphingosine biosynthetic process; long-chain fatty acid biosynthetic process. Lineage: Eukaryota; Metazoa; Arthropoda; Insecta; Hemiptera; Aphididae. The transcript has 12 exons. Gene Ontology annotation, cellular component: extracellular region.
ACUGCUAUGGUAGAUCAAAACUAGCUGUCGACGUUAAAACACGUUACUGCUGCUGUGUGUUUAAAAUACGACUAUUUCGACAAUAGAAAAAAAAAAAAUAGUAAUACUCGUCUUGUAUAAUAAAUAAAAAAUAUAUAUUGAAAUCAUGAAUAUUUAACUGGACUACCUACCGCAGAAAAUAAUUAUCGGAGAUAUGGAACUUAGAUUUAUAUUCGUGUUUUCGUUAUGGAUCACAACAGCCCGUUCAUUGUACAAAAUUGGUAUCGGAAUUGCAGAUGUAACUGGACCUGCAGCAGGUGUUACUUUUUUGGGGUACGGAAAAGUGGAACAAACUGGAGAGGGAAUUCAUUUGCGACAAUUUUCUAGGGCAUUUUUAAUUGAAGAUUCAACAUCUAGGACAGCGUUUGUCAGCAUCGACUCUGCGAUGAUGGGAGACCAUAUAAAGAAAGAUGUACUGAAAAAAUUGAACGAGAAGCUACCAGGAUUGUACGACACGAAUAACCUUAUGCUUUCGUCUACGCACACACACUCUACACCGGGAGGUUAUAUGUUACAUAUGCUGUUUGACCUGAGCACAAUGGGUUAUGUUCAACAAACCUUAAACUGUUUAGUAAAAGGUAUUACAUUGAGUAUUCUACGAGCCCACGACAAAUUAGAUUACGGACGUAUAUUUAUUAAUAAAGGUGAACUAAAUGGGAUAUCGAUGAGUAGAAGUCCUCAGUCAUAUUUAUUAAAUCCGGAAGCCGAACGCGCGCAAUACGAACAUAACGUCGACAAGACCAUGGUACAGCUGAGGUUUGAGAGCGAGUCGGGCAUGCCGCUGGGCGUGAUCAACUGGUACGCGGUGCAUGCGACCAGCAUGAACAACACCAACAGGCUCGUUUCGUCGGACAACGUCGGCUACGCGUCGGUGUUGUUCGAGCAAAAGAUGAACCCCGAAAGUUUCAUCGGCAAAGGACGUUUUGUCGCGGCGUUCGCUUCGUCCAAUCUGGGAGACGUGACUCCCAACAUCAAAGGUCCUCGGUGCCAGAAAUCGGGAAAACCUUGCGAUAUUCCCGGGCCUUCGUGUGACGCAAACGAACUGUGCGUGGCAUCCGGACCGGGCGACGACAUGAAAGAGAGCACUAGAAUAAUCGCCCAACAACUGUUCGACAGAGCAUAUGAACUGAUGGUCGGAGAACCUAUCACCGAGAUCAAAGGACCAAUUAAUGCAAUACACCAGUUCGUGGACAUGACCACGGAAGAAGUAGAUUAUACGACGCCCAGAGGGCAGACGAUCAAAGGAAAGGGGUGUAAGCCCGCGAUGGGUCAUACGUUUUCAUCGGGUACCAUCGACGGACCGGGCUUGUUCUCGUUCGAAGCCGGCUCCAAAUCUUCGAACAAUCCCCUCUGGGAUAUAGUGACGAAUUUCGUGCCCAAGCCCAGUCUAGAACAAGUUAAAUGCCACGAGGAAAAAUCAAUUUUAAUAUCGACCGGAGAAUUUAAUUAUCCGCUGGCUUGGUCGCCGAAAAUAGUUUCCACUCAAUUAGCAGUUAUCGGACAGUUGGUCAUAGCUUGUGUCCCGGGCGAGUUUACAACUAUGUCGGGGAGACGCGUGAGAAAAGCUAUCCGCGAUGUCCUUUGCAAAAACUCUUGGUGUACUGUAGUAAUCGCGGGACUUUGCAAUACAUAUAGUGAUUACAUAACCACACCCGAAGAAUACAAGCUACAGCGUUAUGAAGGUGCGUCAACGUUGUUCGGGCCUUACACGUUGCCCAUUUACCUGAAACAAUACUCAAAACUGGCAAAGGCGUUGUUGAGUGGUAACAAAAAAUUGGGCCCCGGGCCUGAACCGGUCGAUCUGAGACCGGAUGUAUGGUCGCUACUUCCGUCUCCUAUGUACGACACUCCGACGUCUCGACACAGCUUUGGAGACUGCAUCGAACAACCACCGUACUCGGCCAGGUGGGGUCAAACGGUUAAAGCGAAAUUUGUUUCCGGCAAUCCUAGAAACAACCCCAUGUUGGAAAUGACGUUUUUAACAGUUGAACGGCUCACGGAUGAUUUCAAAUGGGACGUCGUCGCUACGGACGCCAAUUGGGAAACCGAAUUCACAUGGAAAACAGUUUCGUGGUUUUGGGCUAGCAGCGUUGCAGAAAUCAAAUGGACUAUACCUGAAAACACUACACCAGGGCUUUACCGCAUUAGGCACUUUGGGUAUUUCAAAAAUUUUGGAGGGGGCAAACUCGGAAGAUAUUUUGGCACUUCGGAAACGUUCAAGGUUAUGGAAAAAUAGUGCAAACGUCAGUUUUAUUUCAAAACAGAUACAUCAUAAUUUUUUUCCAAUUUAUAUCUUAAAGUGUGUUUGGUAUCAGUUCCUGGCUAUAAAAUUGUUGAAAUACGAAACCAACUUAUUUCUCUCCAAAAGUCGAUUUUGGUCUAUAUAUUAUUAUUUGUUGAUGUUACUAUAAUACGAGUAUCGCAUACAUUAUUAAAUCAUAUUAUACAUAUUAAGCAUAAUAUUAAUACAAAUCCGAUUAUAAUUGUAGUACCGUAAAUACUUACCUAACUAAUAUUAUAACCAUGUCAACGAAAAAAAAUAUCCACUCAAAAUACUUUUAUAUUGUUCAUAUUUGAUAUGAUUAAUAAUAUAUGUGAUAUACCUAUACCUAUACUUAUAAAUCAGUAUUUCUCGAUAGUUUAUACUUAAUACUAUUCGAUAAUAUGAAAAUUAAAAAUAAAAAACAAUAAAAAUACUAAAUAUGCAAAUGAAUAAUAUUUUAUAUGAUUAUUUAUAGUUACCUAACAAUAAUAGAAUGAUGUCACUAAUUAUCAAUAAAUUAAAAGAAUUUCUUUUUCGAACAAUUAGACAAGAAGAUUUUCAAUAUUUCAAUUAUUGAAUUUGGUUCAAUGACAGUUUGGAUUUAGAAAAUAUUAUGAUAAGAGAACACUACGGAAUUAUUAAUGAACAGUUUCGUAUCUAUGGGACCAGAGUAAUCUUACAGCAAUCUAAAAAAAGCUAUAAAUACUCACCAAGCUUGUUAUUAUUGAAUAAGUGAUUAAAACUGGUAUUAUAUUUUUGUCGGUCAUACACAACUAUAGGAUAGAUGUGUUAUAAUAUUAAAAUAAUUACCCUAAUAAUUAAAAAAAUCAGUUCAAAAUGGCUGUUGUUGAUUAAUUGAUAUUAUAAUUUGUAAUUUAUUUUUUUUGUAAAUACAAUAUUUUUUUAUA